UCCGAGCUAUGUCGAUUUUUCGUCUCUUUCGUCUCGUACUUUUCGUGUGAACGCGCGUGUGAAUAUGUGUCUGUAAAUUCAGUGCAAAUCCAGUGAAGUAUAUGUACAUGAGGGAAAUUUGUUUACAUUGUAUCUACGUGUUUUUGGAAUCCAAUAUGUUCGUAAAGAAUUCUUAGUAACAUGCCCACAAUUUCACCUAUUAAAACUAUAUUAGGUCUUAUCCUAUGUCUUUUACGUAUUAUACGCUCUUAUUGUACAUGGAUCAGUGAUUUCUAAACUGCGAGAAUAGAUAUACCGGUGAAAUCAGUUUUGCGCGCUGCUAAGUGCAUGUGGUGCUCGCGCGCAAGCGCAUUCAGUUGGCGCGCUCUCGCUCUACCAUAUUUCCUCGUGUUGUACAUAUGUAAAGUAUUCUGGCAGUAAGUUUUGUUAAUGAAACGGCAAUGUGCGAAGGACAGCGUGUUCUUUUGUAUCGCUCAGCCUUGUAAAUCGCGUAGAAUUCUAUUUUAACAUUGUGUAACUGUGUUUAGGAAAGAAGAAACGCGAUUAAUUUCUAGGCAAUUUAUAGAAGUUAAUCAUUUAUUCACAGUAGAAUAUUAUUGCGUGUAAAACAUGUCGAUAAUAUCUGUGGCAAUAUUCCUAAAGAUGUGUUCAAUGAAAUUCAAGGUGCGUGAUUUUCUUCAGUUCGAGAAAUCUUUUGUUCUUAAUUAUAACUUCCAAAAUACGUAUCUUUAUCGGGACCUAAUUAUAGAGCCUCUUCAAGGAUGUAUUUAACAUUAGAGACACUUCGAACGGCUCAGUGAAACCUAAACCAAAAGUCCGCCGGCUAAUUGGCAUGGCUACGCGACGUCUUUCCAGUCCAGAGCCAGUCUCGCCAUCUAUAGACAAAGAAAAUAACAGUCCGCAUGGCACUAGCCCGCAAAAGAUCGUCGGUACAAAAAGGACCCGUCAUCCUCUAGAAGAUUGCGAUCCGAAUAGCCAAGAUAGCGGAUAUGGAGCAAGCUUCAUUGAGAAAGAGGAAAAAUCGAGGCGAGAUAGAUUUCGAUUUGCGGAGCCCCUGGCCGUUGCUCCACGUCGAAUGUCUAUCGAAUCUCGGAGUCCGAUGGAGUCGCCGGUACGAUCAUCGCCACACCGAGCGCGAAUCGCACGAUGUUCCCUCUUUCGAAGCAUCUCAUCCGGUUACGAGAGUAUGGAUGAUGGGUUCAACGAUCUGGUAGAUACCGAGAAUUUGGACGAUGCGACGCAAUUACCGAAUGGUAUCACCACUUUACUCUGCGGCAAUAUCGUCGGUGCCGAGAUCGCGAAUACAUCAACGAAUCCUGACUUAAGUAAUCAGAGCACGCCCGAGCAUUCACGUACCUACGGCGGCACAAGCGGAAGCUUCAGACGCUCAUUGUCAUUGCAAUAUGAAAAGGAAAGUCAGAAGAUCUCGUCGCUUUCGAAAGUACGUUCCUGUUUGUUUCGUUCUCCGAAUGCGAAUUCAUCGACUAAGACUCUAGAUUUCGACGAUGGUAGCCCACUAGCGACGACUAUACCCGUUGCACGACGUCGGCGAAUCGAUGAAAUUACCGACGAGAACACCGACGCAGAUACUUUCAAUUUGCCGUUUGCUCGAGCUUCGAAGCGGCAUGAACCACUGAUGAACGAGAGCCCGAGACUAGUCAAGAGAUCACGAAGAUCCAACAACUUCUUUGAAGCCGUCAAAGAUUGUAGCAGUGGUGAAGCCAUGAUGUUCGAGAUGCCAAAGUGUAGGUCGUUACAGAAGAGCUUUUCUACGUCAGGAAUAGAGACGGCAGCUGUAAUAGAAACGAUAUCGACGAAAAUGGAAAUAGAGAUGAAAAUGGAAACGGACAUAGAAAUGGAGACAGAAACGGAAACCGGGACAGAGACAGAAGUGUCCUCGGAAUUGGAAGCACACGCGCACAUCAAAUCUGCCAUUCAUCGCAGCGUCACCGAUACCGAUCUCACAGGAGAUUUCAGCAAACCAUGCGUCCUGCCAUUAGCUGUUGGUCAUCACGAAGAUUUAAAAUCGAUUUCAGUCGAUACCUUAGCCGCUUUAAUACGUGGAGAAUUUAACGAUAGAAUUAAUUCGUUCGAAAUCGUAGAUUGCCGUUAUCCGUACGAGUUCGAUGCAGGUCACAUUCAAGGUGCUCUAAAUCUUUACAGUAAAGAUCUCAUCGAGCAAUCCCUAUUAGAUCCACUGAAAAAUACACCUGAAAUUGAACCAGAUACGAGUAAAAGAAAUAUUCUAGUGUUUCAUUGUGAAUUUUCGUGGGAACGAGGUCCAAAUCUCUCACGAUUUCUACGAAGUUUGGAUCGUCAACGUAACAAGGAAUAUUAUCCCGCUCUCUAUUAUCCGGAAGUUUAUUUGCUGCAUGGCGGAUAUGAGCAAUUCUACAGGGAACAGAAGGAAUUGUGUUCGCCACAGGGUUAUCGACCGAUGAGCCAUCCUGAUCACCAAGCCGAUCUCAGACAAUUCCGAAGCAAAAGUAAAAGCUGGCAAGGUGAAAGAUUAAGAUUUAAUGGUUGUGCAACGCGUAGUAAUCUGAAACGUCUAGGUUUUUAGAUAAAUCUCCAUUUUCCUCGUUAUCGUUUCUGUCAUUUACCUGACCUCCUCUGUUAUCUCUCUCCUCUUUUCACUUUCCUUCUUAUCUUUCUUUUACCAUCUCUUUUCUUUUCUUUCCUCGUUCCUCUCGUCUUUAUUCUGUUUUCCUAUAAUUAGCAAUCGAUACGCUCGAGAUAGAGAAUUUGCAGAAAAUUGUAUAAAGGUGCAAAUUUAAAAGUUAAAAUAAUGACAAAGUGGAAUAGGAAAAAGGAAAAGGUUUUCCUUUUUGCGCGUGAAAUUUGUACGAUCGUUCCUACAUAUUACUGUAAAUAAUAGUAAUUCCUUUAAUUUGCGAAUACGCUUAAUUUUUUUUAGUUAAUCAGUUAUAAAGAGAUGAUAUAAAGAGCAUGUACACGCGUACGAUAAAGGACAACGACAGCAAAAAUAUCAAGUUAAUGCGAAGAAGGUCACAUUACCAAAACAGUAUUAAUACGAAAAUUGAAGUAAAACAGUCGUAGAAUAAAAUUGUAUCGUAAUACUCUCGGAUAGGAUUCUCAUUCAUACCCAUUCGAUAUCGUAUUUUCAUCAGAUUUGCACGAUCUUGAAAUGUUUUCGCAUAAAAACUGAUUGCAAACAUCGUCGUUGUUUCCUGAUAUUCUUGUUCGCCAAAGUUUAGCGCAUAUGUGUACACCAGUGUAAAGAAAUUAUGUUUAAGUGGGUUACAUUGACUAAAGAAGGGUGUAGAGCAAUUGUUUAUGAAGAAAUGAAUAUAUCUUUAAAUGUGCAAGCUUGUACGAAUGUUGUAUAUGGAUAGUUUAUGUUGUAUGACGUACGUAUGAUGUGUAUACAUGUACAUAACGCAUGUGCGCGUAUGCGUAUAUGUAGGAAGAUAUGUAGAAAAAUCAAAUGUCUCCAUUUAGUCUGUGUAUAGUGCAUUAUUUCAUUAUAAUAUAGCAUUAAAAUAAUUUUGUUUCUGCA
Bombus huntii is the source of this 3520-nucleotide messenger RNA. Its product is annotated as M-phase inducer phosphatase 1-like. The record is from RefSeq and is a predicted model, not a curated record. Gene Ontology annotation, biological process: positive regulation of G2/MI transition of meiotic cell cycle; G2/M transition of mitotic cell cycle; positive regulation of G2/M transition of mitotic cell cycle. Gene Ontology annotation, molecular function: protein tyrosine phosphatase activity. The coding region runs from base 833 to 2563 and encodes 576 amino acids. Gene Ontology annotation, cellular component: cytoplasm; nucleus. NCBI's taxonomy places the organism in Eukaryota, Metazoa, Arthropoda, Insecta, Hymenoptera, Apidae. The transcript has 3 exons.